CACCCACGACUAUCAUCAAGCUUAGUUCAUUUACAUGCUAGUCGGAGAGCGGUCUCGAACAGUCACACAUUAUAUUGACCACUAGUAAGUAUCACGCAACGUGGUCCCCGCGCCGAAAAUUUUCGAAUUAUUUUGAGAGAAAAAAAUGCUUUCCAUAUUAAUAAUUAGUGCAUUAUUUAGCGCAGCCAAAUGCGCAAGCUACCAACGAGACGACAGUAGUUAUUCAACUUAUUCGACCGCCUCCAAUUUAUACGACGAAUAUGGACAGAGAAAUUUAAAUUUGGGAGAUGACAUAGCGGGGGUGCCGGGUGGUACCAGGUACCCUAAUUCUUACCUAGACUCCUCCUCUUCCGGUUACAACGGUGUACUCCAAGGGCCGAACAAUCAUUUGUACCCCGGGUACAGCACCCCGCGGUAUGCACCAGGCUAUGAUAAUUACGGUCAAAGCUACGGUCAAAACUAUGGGCCAAGUUACGGACAAAACUACGGGCAAAACUACGGUCAAGGCUACGGACAGAGCUAUGGACAGCAAGGAUUCAGUUCCUAUGAGUUUCCAUUUGUAAGGAACAAUAGAGAUUAUUGCAUAAAUAGAGCGCCACAGACCGGCAUCUGGGUGGAGCGUCUGAUGGGAAUGUGGUACGGCGUAGAGCUAGUCCAGCACCUGGCCGGGGACACCCGGGUGGACUACGGGAGGACUUGUAUUGUCAUACACAUUUCGGAGCCUAAAGACAGGAUCCAUUCACAUAGGCAGCUGCAUCACGUGGAGGCGCUGAACGCGCAGUUCCGCCAGAUGUACCGGCACCUGCGGCUCGUGUGGGACGAGGAGGGGCAGACCGUGGAGUACGCGCUCUACUUCAACAACAAUUCCGCUGGCUACUGGCAGGCCUUCGGGGGCCAAAAUGGUUCAUUGAGCCAGCGCAGCACAUACCGUCAGUUCACGGGUACUGUCCAAGUACUGAAGGCAGUAAACGACCACUUGGUCUUAAACUUUUGUCAAGAGGGCACGAACGGGCAGUCGGCCGAGCUGUACUCUGUGCUGUUCACGCGCGACCCGCUCAGCAUGACUCGCUGGGAGGUGGAGUCGGUGCACAGCCUCCUCCAGAACAAGAACUUGUCGGUAGCCUCCAGGAGGAUGGUCUGCGGCAACGGCGCUGAAGCGCCCGCCUACAGCGUCCUGCUCUCGUUCUUCACCUGCUUAUUUGCGUACAUUGUCUGUUCGUCGUAACGUAACGGAUGUGGUAGUCAUAUCAAACUUAAGAAUUUUAUGUAUUUAUUCUAUAUACCUUCAUAUGAUAUAUUAACAAACAUCCUUUAGGCUCAAAAAAGGGUUUGUCAAAAACUCCGAUUACAUACAUAAUAUAUUUCUA
Molecule: messenger RNA, 1367 nt
Organism: Cydia strobilella
Lineage: Eukaryota; Metazoa; Arthropoda; Insecta; Lepidoptera; Tortricidae
Exons: 3
Coding region: 146-1225 (359 amino acids)
Source: RefSeq, a predicted model, not a curated record